AGACCAGGCAAUAAUGAAGCCUUAAACAUCUUCCACUCAUCUGCCCACUGUAACCUACAACGUUGGGUGCCUUGUACUCCAUGGGCUGCCAAUUCCAGGAAUAUGUAGCGUGACAAAGAAUGCUGUUCCAUAUUAAUCCAGAGGACCAUAAAGCACCGCUACUCUACCUAAAGAGCUGGUUUAAGAAAAAGAAGCCCAGAGCUCCCAAAGCCAGCUAAUGGGAUGGAGUUUUUAUAUUCUGCCAUCAGGCAGCUAAGGAAGUUAGAUGAAGAUAGUCUGACAAAACAACCCGAAGAAGUGUUUGAUGUGCUAGAAAAACUCGGAGAAGGGUCCUAUGGCAGUGUUUUCAAAGCUAUCCAUAAAGAAACGGGCCAGGUUGUUGCAAUUAAGCAAGUUCCUGUUGAAUCUGACUUGCAGGAGAUCAUUAAAGAGAUAUCCAUAAUGCAACAAUGUGAUAGUCCUCAUGUAGUCAAAUACUAUGGCAGCUAUUUUAAGAACACGGACCUCUGGAUUGUCAUGGAAUAUUGCGGUGCCGGAUCUGUGUCUGAUAUUAUUCGACUGCGAAAUAAAACGUUGAUGGAAGAUGAAAUCGCUACAAUAAUACAAUCAACACUCAAAGGGCUGGAAUACCUCCAUUUCAUGAGGAAAAUACACCGUGACAUCAAAGCUGGCAAUAUAUUACUCAAUACAGAAGGGCAUGCUAAACUUGCGGAUUUUGGGGUAGCAGGCCAACUCACAGACACCAUGGCAAAAAGGAACACUGUGAUAGGAACUCCUUUUUGGAUGGCACCUGAAGUGAUCCAAGAAAUCGGAUACAAUUGUCUAGCAGACAUCUGGUCUCUGGGCAUUACUGCCAUUGAAAUGGCAGAAGGAAAACCACCAUAUGCCGACAUUCACCCGAUGAGGGCAAUUUUCAUGAUUCCAACAAAUCCACCUCCAACAUUCCGGAAGCCUGAACUCUGGUCAGACGAAUUCACAGACUUUGUAAAGCAGUGUCUUGUGAAGUGUCCAGAAAAAAGAGCCACUGCCACACAGCUGCUUCAGCAUCCGUUUGUAAAAAAUGCCAAAGGAGUUUUCAUCCUACGAGACCUGAUUAAUGAAGCAAUGGAUAUUAAACUGAAAAUUCAGGAAGCUCAACAGCGCGAGAUGUAUCAUGAUGAUGAAGAAAAUUCAGAAGAAGAUGAAACUGAUGCUAGGACCAUGGUGCGGGCACAGGGACAAGAGACUGGUACAAUCAGAGCUGCUUGUGGAAUGAGUGAUGGCAUCAAUACCAUGAUAGAAUACAAUGACACGUUAGAGUCACAACUGGGAACAAUGGUUAUAAAUGCUGAAGAUGAAGAAGAUGAGGGUACAAUGAAGAGAAGAGAUGAAACAAUGGAGUCUGUCAGACCAUCUUUCCUUGAUUAUUUUGAGCAAAAAGAAAAAGAGAAUCGGAGAAACAACUAUGGAAGGAAUGUACCAGAAAGAUAUUCCUCCGAUUGGAGAGUUCCUCAGGAUGGUGAUUAUGAAUUCCUGAGAAACUGGACUGUUGAAGAACUUCAAAGAAGACUCGGGGCGCUUGACCCCAUGAUGGAGCAGGAGAUAGAAGAAGUUCGCCAAAGGUAUCAGUCAAAACGGCAGCCAAUUCUUGAUGCCAUUGAAGCAAAGAAGAGACGCCAGCAGAACUUCUGAGGAAAGCCUGCCAGUAGAAUCCAUCAUCCCUAACAAUAAACUGUGUUUCUAUGACUACUGUGUAGGUGGAUUUCUGUUUUAAAUGGUCCGGUUUUCACGUGACACUAAGCCAAACCAUAGCUUAGCAUGAACAAAUUCCCAGAGAGGAGAUGGUGGCUUUGUUCCUACUCUGGUCAAUCUGCUGUGCUACACCGAGCAAAGCCGUGAUUUGGCUUAGUGUGUCCUCUGAACCCAGUCUUGUGAUUUAGCUCUCACAGUCAAACCACAUGCUGUAACCAAGGUUUUUCCUAUGGUUUAUGAUUUGGAGAGAGCUAAGCCAUAAGCCCAGGUUCAGAAGACACAUUAAAUCAAAUUGCAGCUUAACACAAUGCAGUGCAACAGCAACAUGACCAGGGAGGAGCAAAAUGCCUGCUUUGUGUUAAGCCAUGGCCUGGCCUAGUGUUGUGUGCAAACGAUGGCAAUGUGUUAGCAAAGCAAAGCAAGCCAGUGGCUGCUUCCUCCAUUUACUGUAGCACCUUUUCAAACUCAGGAAUGCCAUUAUGUGGAGUCCUCAUGAACAGAUUAUGCUUGUGUUUCAGUGUUAGAUGUGUUCUGAAUAGAUCGCAUGUUGCUUCAGAGAAGUCCUGUUACUUUUGGAGCCAGUCUUUAUAUAUAUAUAUAAUAAGUAAAUUGGAGCAACAAUAGGAAACAGACUAAAAGAAUGUUGGUGCUCAGAUGGCCAGUCAGUCUCACAGGCCUGUUUUCUGCCUUGUGGGUUUAUCCCACACUCUGGCGUGAGGCUGCCUCAUUGGUUCAUGAAGAAAACAAAGUAGGUAAACUAGUGUCAUUCGUUGGAUGCACUUAGGUUGGACUGCAAGAAUGCAAACAUAUGCUUAUUUUUGUGAAACUCUUAAGUGCUUGUGAAACCAGAAACCUUGCACACUUCUCUGUUCGCCUAAUUUGUCCCAAUAAAAGAUGCAUAGCUUAACUUCCAUAUCUCCUUUAUGCAGCAACCACUUUGUAUUAAACUGCUCCCUCUUUAAAUUUCCCCCUGUUACUGUUUAAUGGUACUCUGGAAAUAGGUUUUUAAAAGAAAAGUGAUUCACUAGCAAAAAUGUGCAACCUGCUCCAGCGUUUGAAAGGGAAUAUAAACUCUCUUUGUCCCUUCCAGAAGCCUCUAAAUGUCCCAUGCCUUACAUUCCCCCUUUUAAAGCAUUGAAUUUCAGGCUUAUAUUUAUAUCCUUUCCACUGUGUACUUUAUGAGUGAAUGCUGAUAACGUUUGAGUGAUUUCUUGGUAUUUUUUAAAUAUAUUAAUGUGAAACUAACCCAUCACUCAAGAAAACGUGAAUCCUACUUUGUGUUUCUUCAGAAUUCCUUGCAGCAGAGGAAUGUCAAAGUAAUUGCAACUCAGGAAAUUAGGAACUCUCUUGAGAUAAUGAGAGGUUUGAAAUAUUUAAGGAAUUGCGAAUGUUUAUGGGCUUUGCUAUUUUGAGCUUAAUUUGUUUGAGGCUUGCAAUAUUAGUUUUAAAUUUUAAACUAGAACGUGUUUUCUGUUUAUUUGGAAAGGUUAAGGACGUCAGUUAAGAUUAAAAUAACAAUCUGUUGGCUCAAAAGAAUAAUUUCAAAAUGCCCUUUUAGGAAAAGCUUGAUGUGUCAAGCUUAAUAAAGCAAUUUCAUUCAUUUCUAA
Molecule: messenger RNA, 3338 nt
Organism: Lacerta agilis (Sand lizard)
Lineage: Eukaryota; Metazoa; Chordata; Lepidosauria; Squamata; Lacertidae
Gene: STK4
Product: serine/threonine kinase 4
Exons: 11
Coding region: 223-1671 (482 amino acids)
Biological process (GO): protein tetramerization; intracellular signal transduction; regulation of MAPK cascade
Cellular component (GO): cytoplasm
Molecular function (GO): protein serine/threonine kinase activity; ATP binding
Source: RefSeq, a predicted model, not a curated record